AUGAAAAAAAAAAAACCAGGGGUUUCUUUCAUAAUCGCGCCGCUGAGAAAGCUUGCAGAUCAGCAUGUAGAGAGCGCAGAGAAAUUAGGACUCACCGCAAUUGCACUGGAAGCAAGGACCAUUAACAAGGAUGUUGCGAUUGCAAGUAUGAGAUAUCAAUUUGUUGUCCUGGGCCCCGAUUUGCUCCGAGGGAACCUCCUUAGACCACUCUGGAUGAAGGACAGCUUUGUCAGUAACAUUAAUCGUAUCAUUGUUGACGAGGCCCACUGUGCAGUCCAGUGGCUGUCGUUCCGAACAAAAUAUACGAACUUAGCCUGGCUUUACUCAUACCUCCGGAAUCGAUGCCAAUGGUACCUCACUUCUGCGACCUUGGACCCUCGCACAUGCAGAAAAGUAUUGUCAGCAAUUGGAAUGGAUCCAUAUUAUAGUGAUCACGGUGGGGAGACAACAAAAUGGUUGCGUCGUUCAAAUGACCGUCCAAACCUGCAUUAUUGCAUCCGUCAGAUGCAAUAUAGCAAGGAUUCUUGCAAUGACUUAGCAUUCCUUGUCCCACUAGGUUUGAAAGAAUCCGAUCCUCUUCCAAAGCCAUUUCUUGUGUACUGCGAGUCCCGCGCUGAUGCUGAGCGCAGUGCUGGCUUCCUGAGGUCUCGAGUGUGCACGAUGCUCAGAAAUAGGAUUAUUUGGGUACAUUCGGGGAUGUCAGACGCGUCAAGAAUGGUGCAUCGGGUAAUGUAA
Messenger RNA from Cantharellus anzutake, 735 nucleotides. RefSeq names its product P-loop containing nucleoside triphosphate hydrolase protein. Lineage: Eukaryota; Fungi; Basidiomycota; Agaricomycetes; Cantharellales; Hydnaceae. The record is from RefSeq and is a predicted model, not a curated record. Gene Ontology annotation, cellular component: cytoplasm; chromosome. Bases 1 to 735 code for a protein of 244 amino acids. Gene Ontology annotation, molecular function: four-way junction helicase activity; nucleic acid binding; ATP binding. Gene Ontology annotation, biological process: double-strand break repair via homologous recombination. The transcript is spliced from 2 exons.